Leptosomus discolor (cuckoo roller) is the source of this 1774-nucleotide messenger RNA. The record is from RefSeq and is a predicted model, not a curated record. Lineage: Eukaryota; Metazoa; Chordata; Aves; Leptosomiformes; Leptosomidae.
AUGAACUCUUGCUGUGUGAGUAUAAGGCAGCAGAAUGUGCCAUGUGACUUGGUGACAGGAGAAGAGCGUGUCUAUGCCAAUGAAGAUGCCAGACAAGCUCCUCAUAUUGCUUGUACCAUUGAAAUGUGCAGCACUAAUACACCCUUUGAAGUUGCUGUGAUUGAUGAAAUUCAGAUGAUCAGAGAUCCUGCCAGAGGGUGGGCUUGGACAAGAGCCCUUCUAGGACUCUGUGCGGAAGAAAUCCACGUUUGUGGAGAAGCUGCUGCUGUUGACUUGGUGACAGAGCUCAUGUACACUACAGGGGAGGAAGUUGAAGUCCGAAACUACAAAAGACUCACUCCUCUUACUGUGCUGGAUUAUGCGUUAGAAUCUUUAGAUAACCUCCGUCCUGGAGACUGCAUCGUCUGUUUCAGUAAGAAUGACAUUUACUCUGUCAGUCGACAGAUUGAAGCCAGGGGAUUAGAAUGUGCUGUCAUAUAUGGCAGUCUGCCACCAGGAACAAAACUUGAACAGGCAAAGAAAUUCAAUGAUCCUGAUGAUCCAUGCAAAAUUUUAGUUGCUACAGAUGCAAUUGGAAUGGGACUCAAUUUGUGUAUAAGAAGAAUAAUUUUCAACUCUAUAGUAAAGCCGACUAUCAAUGAGAAGGGAGAAAAGGAAAUAGACUCCAUUACGACCUCUCAAGCUCUACAAAUCGCAGGCAGAGCUGGGCGUUACGGCUCAUCCUUCAAACAAGGAGAAGUCACUACAAUGCAUCAUGAUGAUCUUGGGCAACUGAAGGAAAUUUUGAGUGAGCCUGUGCGCCCUGUGAAGGCAGCUGGCCUACAUCCUACUCCUGAGCAGAUAGAAAUGUUUGCUUAUCAUCUCCCUGAUGCCACUCUAUCCAAUCUAAUUGAUAUUUUUGUGAGUCUCUCACAAGUUGAUGGGCUUUACUUUGUCUGCAAUAUUGACGACUUUAAAUUUCUAGCAGAUAUGAUUCAGCACAUUCCACUAAAUUUGCGAUCACGAUAUGUCUUCUGCACUGCACCCUUAAACAGAAAAGAACCUUUUGUGUGUACCACAUUGUUGAAGUUUGCGAGACAGUUCAGUAGAAAUGAGCCUCUGACGUUUGAUUGGCUCUGUCGGCACACCAAAUGGCCGUUAGCUGCUCCAAAGAACAUCAAAGAACUUGUACACCUUGAAGCUGUUCAUGAUGUUUUUGACCUCUAUCUGUGGCUAAGUUACCGCUUCAUGGAUAUGUUCCCUGAUGCUGUCCUUGUAAGGGAUAUUCAGAAGAAACUAGAUGACAUUAUACAAGUCGGUGUCUGCAACAUCACGAAGCUGAUCCGAGCUUCACAAUCUGCAGCUGCUUCUAGCACAGUGGAAGUUGUGUCAGAAGACUUUCCUCUUUCAAGGACUAUGAGGGUUACCAGGGCGGUUUCAGACCAUCACGGUGCAAAAUCCAAAGAGGCACUCUCUAUUGCAGUGGAGGUUCCAGGAGAAAGAAGAGGGAAGAACUUGAAAGCCUAUCGGUCUGCUGCAAAGCAGGAGGAUCUGAAAAGCCAUGGACGUGGAUCUCUUGCCAACAGAUUGCUGCGUGAAGGACUUCUAACACAAGACAUGCUGAGACAGCUGCAGAGUGAGUGGCAGGAUCAGCACAGGAAUGGUAGAUACGGCCUUGGUUCAAAAAGAGAUGAUCAGAAUAGUGCAAAAGCAACGGGGAGAAAGAAAAAAUAGAGCCAUGUCCUAAUUCUGUUUAGUUUUUAUUCAUAAAAUAAAAUACUAUUUUAAUAACUUC